GUCAGCCAUACAGUCAGUGGAAGGAUCGUGACAAACCGGGAUACAUUCACUUAUGUAAUGAUGUUGCCUUAACGCGCUGGCUGGAUAGAAUUUGGUUUCCGUUCUACAGUAACUCGUACUUGGACGGGCAACUGUAGCAACCGCCUUGUAGCUCAUUCUUGCCGUAGGCUAUUUACGUAUAACAGCAUGUUCACCCACCAGAUCAUAGUCCGCGAGUAGUUCUCUUACGCCGGCGUCGCGCGGCUGCUGCAUGCGACAGACCCCCAUGGCGAGCAGGUCUCGACGUACGGACUGCAGCUGCCCUACCGCUACAGCGUCCCACUGCUGGUCCCCAGCAGCGUGCUCUAUUGGACGGUCUCCAACACGCAUUAUAUAGUCAUUAUCUACGUCGGUAAGACUUUUCCUAUGGCGCCACUGUCCCCAUCAGUUUUGAGAUACUGGUCCUUGUUUUCGCAGCAACUAGAUAGUCAUGAGUGCGACGUGUUACGCCUCAACUGUAGAGGCCUUUCUUCGACGUAGACCUGUUAAGCGCCUCCCCGCGGUACCCCUAGAGGAACGCGACGUGGAUUCUGGACUAGUAAUAGUACAAGGCCAGCCUUAUCGCGGUAACUGCUUUUGGACGCUACCAUAGAUAUCGAAAUGUCGGACUUGGGGAUAGGUACAGCAAGGCAUACAAACGGUAGUCUAGGGGCGUUGACGGAUGACUCGGAGAACGACUGGGUGAGCGAUACGGGAGAUGAAGAAAACGCGGUGGGUGAUCUCGAGACGGGUCUUCAGUGCCAGGAGCGCCGUGUUCGGCUGCAGAUAUACCGUUUGCGAUUAAAAUGGGGCGAGAUGCAAAUGCCGCCGCCCUUCUACGAACAGUGCGAGGAGUUGGAAGGGUCAGUAGACUAUUUGAGCUUUGGGACCGAAAGACAGUGGUUAGGGGAGCCAAAAGAAGGGCGGUUGUAUGUCAUUUUGCAAUGAUUAAAAGACCAUGGCAACAUGGUUAGAACCUAUUCAUAGGAUCUUUUCUCACAAAGCUCGAUUUUAUUUUAUU
This is a messenger RNA of Annulohypoxylon maeteangense, 1039 nucleotides long. RefSeq lists its product as uncharacterized. The record is from RefSeq and is a predicted model, not a curated record. The transcript has a single exon. The coding region runs from base 640 to 966 and encodes 108 amino acids. Lineage: Eukaryota; Fungi; Ascomycota; Sordariomycetes; Xylariales; Hypoxylaceae.